Molecule: messenger RNA, 936 nt
Organism: Saxophila tyrrhenica
Lineage: Eukaryota; Fungi; Ascomycota; Dothideomycetes; Mycosphaerellales; Extremaceae
Gene: MEU1
Product: S-methyl-5-thioadenosine phosphorylase
Exons: 2
Coding region: 1-936 (311 amino acids)
Biological process (GO): nucleoside metabolic process
Cellular component (GO): cytosol
Molecular function (GO): S-methyl-5-thioadenosine phosphorylase activity
Source: RefSeq, a predicted model, not a curated record
AUGGCAGACAUAGCAGACCAUUACGAUGAUCCCAUCCGAAUAGCAGUCAUCGGCGGCACAGGUCUCAGCUCCCUCGCCGACUUCACCCACGUCGCCAAUCUCAAACCAACAACACCUUGGGGACCCCCCUCCUCCCCCAUCGCCGUCCUCCAACACCCUUCCCCAACCACCGGCAAGCCUAUACCAAUCGCCUUCCUCUCCCGCCAUGGCAUCCACCACGAAACCGCACCCCACGAAGUCCCCAGCCGCGCCAACAUUGCCUCCCUCCGUAGCAUAGGCGUGCGCACAAUCAUCGCCUUCAGUGCCGUAGGCAGUCUACAAGAGGAAAUCAAGCCCCGGGACUUUGUCGUUCCUGACCAAAUCAUCGAUCGCACAAAAGGUGUGCGGCCUUUCACAUUCUUCGAAGGCGGUAUGGUGGGGCAUGUAGGGUUCGCAGACCCGUUCGACAAUGGAGUAGCCGAAGUAGUGCGGAAGUGCGGACACUCAUUGGCAGGCGAAGGGGUGCGACUACACGACAAAGGCCUACUGAUCUGCAUGGAAGGACCACAGUUCAGCACGCGGGCAGAGAGUAAUCUGUACCGCUCCUGGGGCGGCAGUGUGAUCAACAUGUCCGCUCUCCCCGAAGCGAAGCUCGCGAAGGAAGCGGAGAUUGCGUAUCAAAUGAUUUGUAUGUCGACGGACUACGACUGCUGGCACGAUUCUGGGGACGUGACGGUGGAGAUGGUGAUGGGGAACAUGAAGGCGAAUGCGGAGAACGCGAGGAGGUUUGUGGGGGCGGUGUUGGAUGAGUUGAGUAAGGAGGAGCAUGCGGAUUUGGUGUUGGCGAAGCAUUUGGAGGGGCAGACGAAGUUUGCUGGGGCGAUCACGGCGGUACAAGGGAGGAGCGAGGAGGCGAAGGGGAAGUUGGGGUGGUUGUUUCCGGGGUAUUUCGAAUGA